AUGUUGGCCUUCAAUGUCGCAUUAGGCAAAGAUUCUAAGGCUCUUAGUCUUGCUGAUCACUUGUUACUAAUCUUGACGAUUAUAUUGUUCCUGUUACUGAGUGCGGUGUCCGGACGUGUCCUGUAUCAUCAGUACGCGGCCAACCGUAAACGUUCCUCUUGUGCUGAUCCGGGCUCCCACAUUGAGACUUUUGGGGUCAUUUCAGCAGGCAAAGUACCCUAUUCUGAUGUUCCUCAAGCUCCUGUAGCUUCUGCUAAUGCCCUGGGCGGCUCUGAGGCCGCUCUGAUGGAGGAUGAGGGGGCGGCAGCAGCUUCUACAGGUUCCGAGAUGAGACAGAGACUAUUCCUGCUGCUGUUCGUGGCAUCGAUGCUACGUGUCUGCUCUCUGGUUACCGAAGUGGCGACGCUUCAGACUGUGACGGACCUUCCGUCAACGUCAGUGUAUUGCAGACUGUUGGCGCUGUUCCUGUGGUUGCCAUCCAUGUUGUUUGUGUCCAUGAACGGACUUGUGGUACUCUUCUGGGCACAGCUGUGCUACGCUUGUUGGGGAAAGGCCCAUCCGUGGCCAAGAAGGGUAUUUUUUCUCUUUAAUUUGCUUCUCUAUGCUGGCUUUAUGAUGCUGUUUGCGUUGGCGAGCACACCAGCCGGGCUUUGGAGAGGCUGCGACUUGUUACAAGGAGGCGUCUACUUUGUGGGAUUAUUUAUGAUCUUGUAUUACAGCAUCCGGCUGAUUGAUUUUUUUCGUAACCAAAGUCCCGAUGAAGAUUUCUUCUUUGACUUGUCGUCAGCAGCAAUGGGCAGUGGCAACGGACCUACUGGGCGCCAGGGAGGGCUCGUGGCGACUAUUUCACCUCGGCGACUUGUACUACGUAGGAUCACGGCUGUUUGCAUCCUGUUCUGCGUUUUGUUCGCUGUGAAGGCGGUAUAUUUGAUCGGGAUGGGCACUGGCUAUAUGAUAUCAGAGGAGUCACAGUACCGCACACCUGUGGGUGGCCACCACAUCGCGUACGAGUUUAUCAUUCAUUUCUUGACAGAGUUCAUUCCCAGCGCGCUACUGCUUUUUUUCACGCGUCAGGACAAAAAUUUGUCAUCUUAUCGCCAACGUAUUCGCUCGUCAUCCACGACCUCGGCAUCCGCUUCUUUAUCUGGCGGUAGCUACGGUGCGAACAACUCACGUGAUAAGCCUCCGACGCCGAACUAUGUCUAUGCGCCUAUACGUGGUAUUACCUCGGGUCACUCGUGCCAGGAAGAUGCCAUUCCAAUGCUUUCAGGGUAUCAGUAUCAGGCAACACAACGUGUAUAUGGGUCGGCUAGCAGCGCAACGUCGACCUCUACAGGAAACCUCCGCUCAAGCAACACAAGUGGGGCUUUCCUGCUCGAUAGCAUCAGUGGAAGUACAUUUGGCAGUGCAGGCCCCAACACGGGUCCAAACGCUAAGAUGGCGUACCACUAA
Molecule: messenger RNA, 1452 nt
Organism: Peronospora farinosa
Lineage: Eukaryota; Oomycota; Peronosporomycetes; Peronosporales; Peronosporaceae
Source: the annotation of a GenBank genome assembly